AUGGCUCCUUUAGAGGUACCUGCCUCAGCUACACCGGUUGUACCCACCCCUACCAUAUUUACGGUACCACCAGGGGUACCACUGGCAUACACGGCACCUGCUCCAGCAAAGCCUGCGGCAUACCCGGCACCACCUCCACCUGGACUUACCGUGUACCCGGCACCAGCAGCGCCUGUGCCCCCAAUGCCUACAGUGUAUUCAGCAGCACCUGCACCAGCGGUACCAGUUGCUCCACAUUCGGUACCACCCACCAGACCUCCAGCCGCGGCCACCUAUACUGACCCUGCAGUGCCACCGGGGGCAUAUGCCCCAGUUUAUGCAGCAGCACUGGGAGUACCUCCCUCGGUCUAUCUACCGGUACUACCUGUAGCACCAGCUCCAGUGGUUCCGCCAGUUCCAGCAGCCGUCCCUACCCACUUCAUUGACAUUGUCGCAGCACGAGCUCGGAUCCCGGCUUUGGCGAAGUCGAUGAAAAGUCGAUUCACAGUAUUUCAUGGAGAGACCGAUUUGAGUGUGGCCUAG
This is a messenger RNA of Zingiber officinale, 522 nucleotides long. Its product is annotated as leucine-rich repeat extensin-like protein 3. The coding region runs from base 1 to 522 and encodes 173 amino acids. The record is from RefSeq and is a predicted model, not a curated record. Lineage: Eukaryota; Viridiplantae; Streptophyta; Magnoliopsida; Zingiberales; Zingiberaceae. The transcript has a single exon.